Daphnia carinata is the source of this 2075-nucleotide messenger RNA. Its product is annotated as mucin-5AC-like. The transcript has 6 exons. Gene Ontology annotation, molecular function: ubiquitin protein ligase binding. The record is from RefSeq and is a predicted model, not a curated record. Lineage: Eukaryota; Metazoa; Arthropoda; Branchiopoda; Diplostraca; Daphniidae. Gene Ontology annotation, biological process: proteasome-mediated ubiquitin-dependent protein catabolic process; regulation of proteolysis. Bases 147 to 2012 code for a protein of 621 amino acids. Gene Ontology annotation, cellular component: cytoplasm; nucleus.
UUAGGGGGGAGUGUAAAAGGAAAUUCCGAGAUCUAUUUGGCUUUGCCCGUUAGCGCGAUGAGGAUGGCUUUGUCAGUUGUUCACUUGGAGCGGCCGCGUAAGGUCGUUGUUGUACAUAAAGAUCUUGCCGUGAGAAAGGUUGGGAAAUGUCCGUUGCAGAGAAGAGCACCACGUGCAAGAUUGAAUGGCAUGUAACCAACAUCAACAGCAAGUCACACGAAAUUGAAUUAGAAGAUGGAUUUAAAGUGUGUUUUGGCGUUAAAACUGUCGCAUUCCAACACGUAAUUUAUUUAGUCUCCAAAUCUAGCCAACCGUCCGUUUUCGACAUUGGUGAAGUUCUUUUUACAACUUGUGCUUCACCAGAUCAACGCCGGCGAAUGUUUCGCGUCACGUCCGAAGGACCGAAUUCUGUUUAUUCCGCCGAGCUGUCGGAAUUGAAAACACCCCUCACUAUUGCCUGCUGGAUAUCACUUAGGAUUAUGGAGACACUGAAGAAUUAUGCAUUCCAUUUGGAGGACACUCUUCUGACAGAACAAUUAUGGAUUUCUGCUAAAAAUGGCCGCCUCACUGAUGUCGAAUUUCAAGUUGGACAGGCUUCCAAAAGUAAAACGUUUACUGCCCAUCGUUCAAUUCUAACAGCUCGUAGUCCUGUACUGGCCGGAUUGUUUGAAAAGGAGGAAUCGUCAUCCAGCCACAUCAUCAUUGAAGACAUGCAGCCAUCCAUUUUCAAGCAUUUUUUGCGUUUCAUCUACACGGGGCAAUUGCGAUCCUCAGCAAUGGCAAAUUUGUCGGAAAUUCAAGCAUUAGCCGACAGAUAUCAGAUAGAAACACUCCAGAAAUUGUGUCGUCAUCCACUUCAGGAGAUGAAUGCAUCGGAACUGACAUCACUCAUUUUAUCCAUCACCCAUACUCCUGCUUCAUCGAAACUAGAUGCAACUACUCUAUUCGGAAAACCUCUCCAUAAACUGGCACAUAUGUCUCCUCUGCUCGUCGGCGCAGACCAUCAAACUUCUAAUAACCAGACUGGUAGCACUACAGCCCUGGAUAGAGCCAAUUUUUUCUUUACUGGGAAUCCAUUGACCCCCGCGGCCAGUACCAACUCUUCUGAAUUCUCAUUUCCCAAGUUGACCCAUCCCACUGGUCCUGUAUCAUUCCACUUUGGAAACAGGACGUCUUCGGGCAAUGGUGCUUCACCUGUUAUCGCCUUGCAAGCGCCGGGCAAGUUUAAUAUAGGAUCGACGCCUGCUUCUGCGUGCUCGAUAUCUAAAGGAAAGUUUCCAGCAAUUUCCAGUACUCCUUCUACAAGUGGGAAUUCAGUUUUAAAUCCUGGAACGGCCUUCUCAGCGCCUUCAGGAGAAGGGCCGUCGGGUAGUCAAAUGCAAACAGCAUCGAUGGGGCCUAGUACAUCUACGUUCACCUUUAAACAACCCGUAGAUGUCAACUCUGUUACAUUGAAGGCAGCUGUCGUUGCGGCUGCAAUAAGUCGUCUUCGCAUGGUUUUCGAUGAAUUCUUGGGAACAGAGGAAACAAUGGACCUCAACGACAGUUUUUCGACAGACGCUGUCAACGUUAGUGCUCCUCCUCCGUCUCCAGAACCGAGUUCAAAAAAAAAUCCCACGUUCCAGUUUUCACAGCCGAAGUCAGGAGUGUCUACGGCAUCGUCAUCAACGGCUGACCCUUCCUUUCCUACAACAGCCAAGAAAGGGCGAUGCAGUAAAGUUCCAGAUAAAUCACCACGUAGUUCAGCACUACAGACACCGGUCACACCUUUGGUUGAUGGCAUCAAACUUGAAUGUCCUUCUCUGCGUUCAUCAAACCAAUUUGCGGAAGUGGAUGAUAGUAGAAGCAACACAUGUUCCCCUACAUCUAUGAGCCGAAUACAAAAUGACACCAGCCGACAUCAAAGUGCCUCCGAGACAAGGAAACAUUUUGCCCAAAGUAAAUUACUUGGAUUACCUAUUCUUCAGAUGCCUCAUCUCCAUAACUGUGAAAAAGGAACAAAAACUUUGUAGAGGCAAACUAACAUGUCAGCAUCUGGAGCAACUUUGCGUAAAUUGGUAAUUGAAAAUAAAAGA